Molecule: messenger RNA, 837 nt
Organism: Dendronephthya gigantea
Lineage: Eukaryota; Metazoa; Cnidaria; Anthozoa; Malacalcyonacea; Nephtheidae
Product: arginine and glutamate-rich protein 1-like
Exons: 6
Coding region: 1-777 (258 amino acids)
Source: RefSeq, a predicted model, not a curated record
AUGAUUGUAUGCCGAGAUAUUCUGGCAUCAAUAUUCCCUGAUGCAACAAGAAGAUCACGAUCAAAAACCAAGUCUAGAUCACGAUCAAAAACAAGAUCUAGAUCGACUUCCCGAUCAGAAAGAAAUGACAGAACGAGAUCACGAUCGACGACAAGGUCAAGAUCCAGAACGAGAUCCAGAUCAAGGUCCAGACCUUCUCUGUCAGCACCAGGGGUAAGAAGGGAAAGUUUGGCUGAAAAUACUAUCCCAGAAAAACAGCAUGAGCGAAGUUUUGGUAUUGAAAACACCGUUGCUAGGAGUAACAGUGGAUUCCCCAUAUCAGAAGCAAAAUUUCAAAGGAGAGUUUUGCAGCUAUUAACCGAAAUUCGUAACUCGGUUGCCCAAGUGGGAAAAAGAUGUUCUCCUGCCAAUUCUGCAGUUCAUAUCGAUCAGGCAACGAGCUUGGAGGAACUGAUCGCAUUAGAAAGCAGCCUUGCUGAUAAAGACACCAGAGAUGUAUUGUUAUCACGAAUCAUUGAUAUCGGAGGACUGAACGUCAGAGAGAAUGUCCGCAAUGUAAUGCACAGAUUGAUGAAUAAUGAAGUUAUGGCAUCAAUGAACAUGAAGGGAAAGGGUUCGAAAUAUGCGUUUGGGUCUACCAAAGUAUUUCAAGCUGUUGUAGAAUGUGUGGUUAAAAAUCAAAAAACGUCAGAAGCGGAGGUGAAGCAAGCUGUACAGCAACUGCUGAAAUACGCGCCAGAUAGGCAAGGAGGAGGUGGACGAAAAGACACCGCUUAAAUUUUGAAAACAAAACACUUAAAUAAAAUUUACUUGGCGAUAACAAUUAUUAUAUAGUUU